Messenger RNA from Tripterygium wilfordii, 1506 nucleotides. RefSeq lists its product as uncharacterized. The record is from RefSeq and is a predicted model, not a curated record. The transcript has a single exon. Lineage: Eukaryota; Viridiplantae; Streptophyta; Magnoliopsida; Celastrales; Celastraceae. Bases 1 to 1506 code for a protein of 501 amino acids.
AUGACUGGUCUUCGACCAAGGGGAAACGAGCUGAUUGAAUUUGAACCUGAAAUUGAGCUUAAACUUCGGGAUAUAAGAAGGAAGCAAAGAGAAGAACGAGACGAGCUUAAUAAAGAGGACAUUAAGGAAGACAUGGCUGACCAAGGACAACCUGAAAGAAGACUUCUUGGUGAUUACACAGCGCCAAUAGUAUACAAUGCUCCAUCAUGUAUUGUUCUUGCUCCAGCAACUGGACAAUUCGAGUUAAAGAUACAACAUAUCCAGAUGUUGAACAUGUUCAGAGGAGAUGGCAAUAAUGAUCCAUAUCUUCAUGUGAAGGAAUUCUUUGAUUUAUGUUCCACUUUUCACUACACAGGGAUUUCAGAUGAACAAGUGAGACUCCGUCUUUUCCCGUUUUCAUUGAAAGACAAAGCAAAAGCAUGGCUAAAUUCCCUUCCUCCUCGAUCAAUCACUACAUGGGAUGAGCUGGUUAAAAAGUUUCUUCUUAAGUUUUUUCCAGCUCAGAAAACCAAUGCUUUGAAGAGGGAGAUUCGUAACUUUGCUCAGAACGAAGGGGAACCAUUCUAUGAAUAUUGGGAUCGGUACAAUGACUUGUUUAUUCGCUGCCCUCAUCAUGGUUUUAAUGAGUAUGAGAAGGUCCAAUUUUUCUACGAAGGAUUAACACCUCAAACUCGUCAAACCGUAGAUGCUACGGUUGGAGGUAGUUUGUCGAUGAAGACUUCAGCUGAAGCUACUGAAAUAUUUGAAACCAUGUGUUUGAAUUCACAACAAUGGGACAUAAAUGCAGAAGAGAAAGUAGCAGCCCCUAAACAGCGAGGUGUCUACGAGAUUAAUUCUAACUCAAUUCUUGAGGCGGAAGUGGCAAAAUUGAGACACGAGCUGAAACUACUAGCUGGAAAGAAGGAGAUAUGUGUUAUGUGUUCUAGCACUAUGCAUACUAUUGAGGUGUGUCCACACAAUCCUAUAGGACAAGAAGAAUCUGCAUUUGGAAUAUAUUCACAGAAUAGAGCAGGAUACAAUCCUUAUUCUAACACUUAUAAUCCGGGCUGGAGAGAUCAUCCAAAUUUUUCAUGGAAAAAUCAGCAAGGACAGUUCUCCAAAAUUCCACAACCGCCACAAACACCUGAGCCCAAACAGUCUCCGAUUGAAGACGUACUUGCUCAAUUCAUGCAAGUUACACAGGCUUCAAUCCAGAAACUUGAGAUGCAGAUAGGACAGUUAGCUAAUGUGAUGAGUGAGAAGAAGCAGGGUGAAUUCCCUAGUCAAUCUGAAGCAAAUCCAAGAGGGAGAGAACAAGCAAAGGCAAUUAAAACCUUACGUAGUGGAAAGCCUUAUGACAUAAGAGAUGAAGACCCUGGUGAUAAUAUGGAGGUUACAACAGCUGAAGAUACAGCAGAAAAAUCACCAUCUGUCGAAGCAAGAGAGAGGCAACCAGAAGAACCAAAGCUGGCUGAAAGAACUUCUCCGAAUACAGCACCAGAAGCACCAUUAAAGGAGAGAGUUUAA